Panicum virgatum (switchgrass) is the source of this 1671-nucleotide messenger RNA. Its product is annotated as protein NEN4-like. Gene Ontology annotation, molecular function: nucleic acid binding; 3'-5' exonuclease activity. The record is from RefSeq and is a predicted model, not a curated record. NCBI's taxonomy places the organism in Eukaryota, Viridiplantae, Streptophyta, Magnoliopsida, Poales, Poaceae. The transcript is spliced from 2 exons. Bases 390 to 1274 code for a protein of 294 amino acids.
GCAAGGAAAGCACACGAAAUGAAUGAGGCAAUGCGUGCGAGGCCGCCGCCAGAGAAACAAGCUAGAAGAGCACAACUUGAGCUGCAAGCGAGCCAAGGCGGGCAGUAACCCCCCUCCACUGCUAACCUUCACCACCGACGCAUGCAAAUAUUCGCAUCCCAUCCCCUCUCCUAUCGUUGGCUUUGAUGCAUGAUAUAUAUCUGUAUAUGCGACGGUACGACGAAAGAACACGGAGAUCAACCGAUAACCCAUCAUUUCCCAUCCAGAAAAAUAGCAGCUAGAGAUCGGACGGGGACAAGCAACCAGCAGAUCGUGCGUCGCAGACUAGACCAGCUUCUUCUUCCUUCAUUCCUAGCUAGACGACGACGUUUGUUGGAUCCGAUCGAUCCAUGAACGGUAGCGGUAACAGGAGGAUGAGCGAGAUCGUCUUCUUCGACGUUGAGACGACGGCGCCAUCGCCGGCGGGCCGGUGGUGGCUGCUCGAGUUCGGCGCCAUCCUCGUGUGCCCCAGGAAGCUCGUCGAGGUGGCCAGCUACGAGACGCUCAUCCGCCCGGGGGACCUCUCGGCCGUCUCCAGGCGCUUCACGGACGUCGAGGCCAUUGCCUCCGCGCCCACCUUCCGGGAGGUGGCCGACAAGAUAUUCGACAUCCUCGACGGCCGCGUGUGGGCCGGCCACAACAUCCAGCGCUUCGACUGCCCGCGCCUCCGGGAGGCGUUCGCCGACAUCGGCCGCCCGGCCCCGGAGCCCGCCGGCGUGAUCGACUCCCUCAACGUGCUGGCCGCCGAGUUCGGCCGCCGCGCCGGCGACCUCAAGAUGGCCACCCUGGCGACCUACUUCGGCAUCGGCACGCAGAAGCACCGCAGCCUGGACGACGCGCGCAUGAACCUCGAGGUGCUCAAGCACUGCGCCACCGUCCUGCUGCUCGAGUCCAGCCUGCCGCAGGCGAUGCAGCUGGCCGGCCGCGACGGCGCCGUCACCAGGAGGAGCUCCACCGCCUCCGCUCAUCACCGGCCCGCCGCCAUGUCGCAGACCAAGCUACCCUUCGCCCCUGCUGUGAAGGCCGUGCCGGCGCCGGCGGCUGGCACUGCUCAGAAGAGCGGCGGCAAGCGGGAUAGCCUGGGCAAGCCAGUGGGGAGGGCCAACGCCACCAGCAAUAAGCCAGCGCCAGAAGCUGCUGCUCCAGCAGCAUUGAGCGCUCGGCCACCCAGGCGCCCAACGGCGGCGACGCCCUUCCACAUGAUCCUCAGGCACUCCAGGGCCAUCCUCAGAUGAUGCUCUACUGCAUGAUGCUUGCAAGCGUGCUGUGUGCUUGCAUUGGAGAAAACAUGGAGCUGACAGAUUUGAGCUCGGUCCAUCUUUUCCCCAGCUCGCAGUCGCAGCAUACUAAAUCGAAGAUCGAUUAUCGACUAAUUGGAUUCAUUUGUACAGAUCAUUGAUUCGUUUCAUCUAAGCACCUGAUUCAGUUACCUGUUCUGGUUCAUGUGUAUGUAUAUGCAAGCAGCAAGCUAGUUGAAUGACUCAGAUUUAGGUUGAUGUUCUUGUGUUGAUUCAUUUGUAAAUUGACAUGGCACGCCAUUCUUUAUUCCAUUUGUAAAUCUCUUCCCAUGUCCAGCACCAUUGGCUGGUGUAAAUUAUGUACAACUAUAUUGUUGCCAAUGCUCUCUGCUUA